Messenger RNA from Astrephomene gubernaculifera, 442 nucleotides. The record is from the annotation of a GenBank genome assembly. Lineage: Eukaryota; Viridiplantae; Chlorophyta; Chlorophyceae; Chlamydomonadales; Astrephomenaceae.
GUGGCGCCAGUGCUGCCACCGCGGUGUGGCACACGCGUGUUGUUGAGCGCUGCGUGUCGCGGCUGCUGGUGGUGGCGGUGGCGGACAGCAGCGAGCGGGUGCGCAAGGAGGUGCUGGGGGCGCUGGUGGGGACACCGGCACUGGAUGACUACCUGGCACAGGCCGACUGCCUCCGUGCCCUCUUCGUUGGCAUGAACGACGAGAGCUGUGCCGUACGCGCGCUGGCCAUCCGGCUGGUGGGUCGGCUGGCGGACCGCAACCCCGCGCAUGUGAACCCGGCACUGCGGAAGCACCUGAUGCAGCUGCUGCACGACAUGGAGUUCAGCCCGGAUAACAGGGCGAGGGAGGAGAGCGCCUUCCUGCUCGAGGUGCUCAUCACCAGCGCCGCCCGCCUCAUCCUGCCCUACACCUCGCCAAUCCAGAAGGCGCUGGUGGGCAAGCU